UUAUCGUCAUGUAAUUACUUGAUAUACUUCCGGAGAUGAAACGCAGACACAUGUUGGGUGUCAUGUAACUUUAGUUUGAAGCUAACAGUAGAUGGCACACUUGCGCUGUUUGUAAAUGGACUGAUCCCUGUUGUCCAAGGAUGGAGCUAGGCUAGCUUAGCCAAUUUAAACUCUCUUGAGGGUUGUGGUGUGUCGUUGUCGGGUUGUAUCAUCAGGCAUUUACCAGUGGAACUGCGGGGACCAUAUUAUCUGUGGGAUUUCAGGAGCAGCGGCUGUACAAAGACUGUCACAGAAGUUGGGAACUAUUAAAUGCUGGUUUCUUUGACAGCUGAAUCGGUUAAAAAAGAUGAGGAGUGCGUAACCUAAACCCGGGAGGGAGAUAGCUCUGCGUGCCAGUCCGAUGAAAGGAUCGUGUUCGCCGGUUUCUUCUUCAGUUCAAUUCCCAGUGCCAUGGAUGCUGCGGGAUACAGAAGUGAAGGGCAUUUCGGUGAAGCGGAGACCGUGUGGCAUGUGAUGCACAGGUCAGAGGAUGUGGAAGUGCGAGGCAGAGAUGGAGAAGGCUUCAGGCUUGUGGAGGCUUUUCUAACUGGAGGAGCACCAUGGGGAUUUACGCUGAGAGGAGGACUGGAACACCGAGAACCUCUGGUCAUAACAAAGGUGGAGGAGGGCAGUAAGGCCGCGGCCGUGGGUCUCCAGGUGGCAGACGAACUCGUCAACAUCAAUGAGAUUCCCCUGAGUGGCUACAGACAGGAGGCGAUCUGCCUUGUCAAAGGCUCCCACAAGACGCUCAGCCUGGUAGUGAAGAGACGGAAUGAACCCAUAAGCAGGCCUCACUCCUGGCACUCCACCAAGUUCAACGAACACCAAUCAGAGCCAGCCAAAACACAGUCUCCACCCUCUCAAGUCUGGCACACCAGAUAUGAUGCAAGCUCCUCAUCAGCUGACCUCACCUCCAGUUGGGAGCAGACAAACUUGCGCAGAGUCUCAGACCAGUUCAGCUCCCUGGGCAGCAUGGACAGUCUAGAGCAUGUCCCACACCCUUACCCAGCCAGCCCACUCACACCCGCUAAAUCCAACAACAGCAUGGAGCACGUAGGGGGGGGGAAGAGAGACUCUGCCUACAGCUCUUUCUCCACCAGCUCAGGCACACCAGACUACACUCUGUCCAAAAGCAACGCUGCCUCAACAGAAAAUGUCCUGUAUAAAGUCAACCAAUGGGAUACGGGAGGUAAACAUGUCAGUAACAGAAAUCCACAAAGUGAAGGGGCAAGACAGGAGGACAGGGUAACAUAUUUCCAAAUGCCAGGAUGUGAUAGUCAACACAGUGAAGACCAAGCGGGCUCCAGGGUAUCCACCUCAAGUCGCUCAAGCUUUGGCCCAGUUUGGCACGUCCCGGAAAAGAACAAAAAGACCUCAUCGCCAUCUCCUCCUCCGCCAGCUCCACCCACACGCAGUGACAGUUUUGCAGCCACUAAGCAACACGACAGGGGACAUAGUAUGGGACACUUUGAAGGCCCACAAGAGACACAUAGUAAAAUGGCAAUGGACCACAGACGGAGCUACAAUCUCUCCCCGAAAAAUGACUUUGACAAUUUGAGUCAAAAUGUUCACAGCCAGUUUAGUGCUAACAAGCAGCACUCCAGUAAUGUUCAACAGGGACAUCAUGGUGACAAAAGCACUUUCUUCCCUCAACCAUGGACAUCCUCUGCUGGUAAACCUUUCAGUAACACACAGGAAAUUCAAAGUAAUGGUUCCACUCAUAGUCAAAGUCAUAGACGAAACUUAAGCACCUCUUCAUCAACCACAGUUUCAGAGCAAAGCAGUGAAAACUCAAAUCGUUACUAUUGUGUUACACCAACCCAGUCUAUGCAUCCCAAUGUCCAGCAGCCAUUUGUAGCAGAGGACAGGAGGAUUUCAACUUCCAGUGAGCGCAGCGUAUGUCUCAGCCCGCAAAAUGUCAUGAAAAUGAGGUAUAGUCUGCCGAUGCCACAACACACCACUCAAGCAAAAGUUAUGGAAGAAAGAGGAAUCCCGCCUCCAAAUGUAGAGACUCCCUACAUGAGCUAUCCUGCUAAUAGGACAUCUGAACAGCGCAGAUCAAUGCCGGUUCAACCUACAGCGGCACAGCAAGAUAUAAAGCAACAGGUAAAUAAUAAAAUCUGCCCCAAAGCUACUCCCAUACUCCACUCUUUGUCCAUGGAUGCUAGCGCGAACUUGGAUGAGCAAGGUGAAGGUAAGAACAUACAGCGUAACGAACGAUUCGCCACAACGUUGAGGAAUGAAAUCCAAAUGAGAAGGGCUAAACUACAGAAAAGUAAAAGCGCGGCGACUCUUCCAGCUAAUGAAACGGAGACUGAAGACCGAGAUGUUUGGAAAUCAUCGGAAAACGCAACGCCGACUUCUAAUGCUUACAAGGACAAUCUGAAGGAAAUGCAAGCUCGAGUGCUCAAAGCGACAUCUUUUAGGAGAAGAGACCUUGAGCCAGUUUUGGUAGAGCACCCAGUUUCAGAGCUUUCUACAAAUUAUACAUCUGUAGUUCGCAAAGAAAUGAACUCAUCUUUGCCUCCUGUUUCAGAGUCUGUACGGAGCAAAUCGGGGCCAGUCAAUGUUCAAGUCACUCGUAUAGGGGGACGUAAACGGUUUUCAGCAGAGAAAAAGGUCAGAUCCUUCUCUGAACCUGACAAAAUUCAUCACGUUGGAAUGAAAGAAGAUCAAAAUAUAGACUCCUCACUAGAUACAGAGAGUGGAUCAACUUAUGUUCACGGUACAGCUAGGAACCACAAAGAUGUCAGGCCACAGUCUUUUGCAGCGAGUAUAGAAACAGCUCCACCUCCUUCACAUUACCCAGAGGACACCCAAGGAGGCACAGUAAACAUUCAGCAUGUUUCCGAGCAUCAAAGGCUUGGCACUUUUGCAGAGUACGAGGAGAGGUGGAGCAUCCAGAAGAAACCGGCGGCAGAAAAGAGGGUGUCAGGACGGUACCGAUCGGCUGAUAAUAUUCUAGAUCAGGAGACAGAGGAGAGAAGCAGCACCUGCUACCACGAGAGAUCCAGGUCCUCCCCUUCAGCAGACCUUUUUACACAGAAGUUUCCUGUUCCUGCUCGAAAGUCUGAGAGUGAAUAUUCCCAGACGGAGGACUGUAAACCUGCUCAACAGCUCAGUGCGGCCACAGGGUUGGCUGACAGACUGAGGGAGCAGGAGCCCUUCACAGCCCCGCCCACACAGCCCAGGACAGCGUCUAGCAGAGGUGGUCCCACUGUAAGCAGCCAUAAACCCAUCGCCUUCUCCCACAACCUCCAAGACCCCAGGAAAGAAGACGCACGAUCUGAACCCAGGAGCAACCCGCCUAGCGCAUGCCAAGACGUGACUUCCUCUAAUACCAGUGAUAUCUCCAGUCACCCUAGCCCCGCCCCUCCGCCCGCCCCCAUCCCAAAAACAGGGCUGGAGCAGGCCAAGGGACUCGUGGACAAAGGACAAGGGGCAGAGCAGCAGCCGGUCACAGCAUCGUCCCACUCAGAGACAGGGCAAAACAAUAUGGAGACGCAAAGACCACCCUCUCCUCAGUUCUCCCCUCAGAAACUCAGUGACAAGCCUCCAGUUUCUCUGCAUGAAGACUCCAACUCCAACAGAUUCGAGCAGGUGGUGGAAGCCCAAAAUCCAGCAGUGAAGAAAGUUCCCAUUCGGAUUGUCCACUCAGAGGGAGCCGCAGAGAAGGAGAACUGUCCGUUUUUGAAGCACCCUGAUCCCACUCCAGCAGAAGGGCAGACUGUGGUCCGCCUCGCCAGUCUAAACGCCGGGGGGCAGGACUCUGUAUUCUGUGCUUUCACUCGGUCAAAAGAGCAGGACAACGUGACUCAAAACCAGCCACAAAAAGACACUUAUAUUAGCACUAUAAAAGACCACAAUAUGAACUCGGAUGAGCAAGCGAAUAACAAUAACAAACCAGCUGACAGUACCACAGAGGACCAGAAGAGGGCAGAGUUGGCGCGGGACAUCAUGGGCAAAGACAAGUCCCUGGCCGAGAUCCUGGACCAAAGCCGAAUGAAGACCACCAUGGACAUGAUGGAGGGAAUCUUUCCAGAAGGAGAGCAGCUCAUCGAGGGGGCACACCACAGACGCAAAGGUUCAGUGAAACAGGCCCCACCCAGACCACAAGAGAACAGGGAGAAGGAGGACAACAUGCCAGCUGUUACCAUGGUGACCAGUGCUACUUACUACAGCACGUCUGCUCCUAAAGCCGAGCUGCUCAUCAAAAUGAAAGACAUGCCAGAGGAAGAGGUGGACUCUGAGGAAGAGCUGGACCUGGACCUGGCCAAUAAAAAGCAAGAGCUGAUCGACAGCCUCACUAAAAAGCUGCAGGUGCUGCGUGAGGCACGUGAGAGUCUUCAGGAGGACAUUUUGGACAAUAAUGCUCUGGGAGAGGAGGUGGAGGUGCAGGUGCAGCAGGUCUGUAAGCCAAACGAGCUUGACAAGUUCAGGAUGUUUGUGGGAGACUUGGACAAAGUGGUGUCACUGCUGCUGUCUCUGUCCGGACGGCUGGCCCGAGUAGAGAACGCCCUCAAUAGUCUGGAGGAGGACGCUACGCCGGAGGAGAGGCGCACUUUGACUGAGAAGAGGAAGUUGCUGAUCCGGCAGCACGAGGACGCCAAGGAGCUAAAGGAGAACCUGGACCGGCGGGAGAGAGUCGUUUAUGACAUUUUGGCUAACUACCUUCAAGAGGACACUCUCACGGACUACGAGCACUUUGUCAAAAUGAAGUCAGCGCUGAUUAUUGAACAGCGCAAACUUGAGGACAAGAUCAAACUGGGAGAGGAGCAGCUCAAGUGUCUGCUGGACAGCCUGCCCAUCGAGCAGAGGCUCUCCUUAUGAACAAAAUAGACUAGUUUGUGUUUAAAAAAGGACAAAUUUUGACUUGAUUUCAGUUGCAAUAUGACCUCAUGUCCACUAGAGGUAAAUCUGACUGUGUCUUUAAGUUUCUCGUUCAAGUGGGCAGAAUUAUGUUGACAAGAGACCAACUUUAAUUUGAUAUCGUUUGAGUGAUUUGCAGUACGUCCUUGUCUCCACUAGGGGAAGACUGGAGACUUUGAUGGUCUCAUCUAACGCUUGUGUUAAAAAGGUACAACUUUGACAUUUUUGAUACAGGCUUAAAUUUCUAUGUUCAUCCCUGUUAAUUUUCCUCAUCUCUAGUUAAAAAGAAAAUCUCAAGAAAUUUGUUGAUUUGUUAAACGCAGUGCAGACCCUUUUCCAGUAGAAGAGAUACGGAGAAUAAUUCAGUGUCUCUUGCAAUUUUAUGAUUUGCUGCUUCAGCAUCAAAUCGAUAGACGAAUUCUCAUGUUUGAUUUGGUUGACUUGCACUUGCAGUACAUCUCUGGGUCCACAAGAGGGAGCCAUGUAUUGGCAAACAACAUUGACUUGAGAGACUUCUGUUUGCUGUUUAUUUUCUUUAUCACAUUAUGACAAAGUUGAUCUGUUACUUCACAAUGGACUGCCAUAAAACCACUAGGAGCCACCUCUUAUUAUGAAACAUGAUGUUUUACUGAGCAUCAGUGAACCACUGCGAUUUGUCUUUUGCCUAACCACCAGUUUUGCUUUGUUUUUGUUGUUUUAAUGUUUUUUUAGUAAUUUAUUGUAGCCUUUUGAAUCUGCACAGGAGAGGACAGUAUUUUUUAACUGAUUUUUCCCAUUUCAGUUUUUAGUAUUUAUCAAGAUUUAAGUCCACAUUGUUACAAAACCAUCCAUAAAAUCUGACCGUAUAUUUCAAUCAAUGCAUUUAACAUUUGUAUCUAAAAAUUAGUGGCCUUUUUUACUAAAAUAAUUGUGCCCUAAAAGAAAAGUUUCAAUAUUUUUUGCAAUAAUAAACUUUGGAGACAGGAUGAAUGUGCAGAUUACGUGUUGUU
Boleophthalmus pectinirostris (great blue-spotted mudskipper) is the source of this 5897-nucleotide messenger RNA. It is a transcript of the gene shroom2a, whose product is annotated as shroom family member 2a. The transcript has 12 exons. The coding region runs from base 451 to 4869 and encodes 1472 amino acids. Gene Ontology annotation, cellular component: apical junction complex; cortical actin cytoskeleton; adherens junction. The record is from RefSeq and is a predicted model, not a curated record. Gene Ontology annotation, molecular function: actin filament binding. Gene Ontology annotation, biological process: actin filament organization. Lineage: Eukaryota; Metazoa; Chordata; Actinopteri; Gobiiformes; Gobiidae.